AUGGCUCCUUUCGUCAAGAAUAACCGCAUCUUAUCGCACUUUACUCCAACUCUCGGAGCCGCUGUUGGCCUGAUUGCCUUGUCAAGCUUGAAUUAUGGCUUUGACAACCAGGGGAUUGCUACUAGCCAGGCGAUGACGGCGUACAAGAAGCAGUUUGGCACAUACAAUCCAAGUACCGGGGCUUAUGCCAUCCCGACUUAUUGGACCUCCCUCUUGAACAGUCUGAAUUUUAUUGGGUUCGCUGUUGGUCUCUAUGGCGGCAGCCUCGUCAACGCCCGUUUUGGCCGCCGUAUGGCAAUGUUUGGCAUGUCUAUCUGGGCCAUGGUCUCAGCCACAGUUCUUAUCAGUGCAUUCAGAAUUGAGCAGGUGCUAGUUGGACGAAUUUUGAAUUAUGCAUACGUUGGAAUGGAGCUUGCUACUUGUCCGCCAUUCCAAGCAGAGAUUAUCCCAGCUCCUAUACGAGGAUUUGCGGUAGGCACAUAUCAAACAAGCUUGCUACUUGGUGGUAUCAUCAUCAAUAGCGUGUGCCGGGGCACAUCUGAUAUACAAAGCAAUUAUGCUUGGAGGAUUCCGUUGUUCCUAUUCUACAUUGUUCCGAUAACUGUGGCAACGUGCGUCUGGUUUAUCCCGGAAUCGCCACGCUGGCUAUUGUUGCAGGAUCGUCGUGACGAAGCGCUGGACUCAUUACGUAGACUUCGCGGUGCUGAGAGGGAAGAAUACGAUCCUAGGGAAGAGCUUGCUCUCUUACAGAAGUCACUCCUAGAUGAACAGAAUCAGGGAACGUAUAUGGAUCUGUUCCGAGGCAGCAAUCGCAAGCGGACACUGAUAGCCAUGGGGACGAACUUCUUCAUCCAAGCCACAGGUUCCCCGUUCACUGCAGCUUAUGGAACCCUCUUCGUCCAAUCGCUUCACUCAUUGAAUGCGUUUAAUUAUUCCAUCAUGAGUUCCUGUAUCAACACAUUUUCUUGCCUUGUGUCAAUCUGUAUUACUGACAAGGUUGGACGCCGACCUCUUUUGUUAAUUGGCUCCGCCUUGCAGGUGGUGUGGCUGUUCACGAUGGCAGGAAUCGGCCUUAACGACAACCUGACCUAUUCUCAAAAUCAGGUCAUCAUCGCAGCGACAGCUUUGUCCUCGGCCAGCUUGUGCUUCAGCUGGGAUCCACUGAACUACAUCAUUACCACCGAAUUGCCUGCAUCAAGAUUACGCGACAAAACCCAACGUGUUGCGUCAAUUGUCAACAUUGCUACGAAUUUUGUCUUCUCCUUCAGCACACCGUAUUUGCUCAAUGCGCCAUAUGCGGAUCUUCAAUCUAAAGUAGGCUUCAUAUUCGGCAGUCUCGCUGUUUGCUCGUUCAUCUUUGCCUAUUUCUGCAUACCGGAGAUGAAAGGUCGGUCACUCGAGGAGAUCAACCAGAUGUUCCAGGAUGGUGUUUCUAUUAGAGAUUUCAAGAACUGCCAACACUCGGCAAAAUAUGUAGAGGGUGAAACUGAUAGCAAGACAGAUGUGGCAAAGAUGGAGGUGGAAACGAGGGCGGAGACUGAUAUCCCUUAA
Molecule: messenger RNA, 1551 nt
Organism: Talaromyces atroroseus
Lineage: Eukaryota; Fungi; Ascomycota; Eurotiomycetes; Eurotiales; Trichocomaceae
Exons: 3
Coding region: 1-1551 (516 amino acids)
Biological process (GO): carbohydrate transport; transmembrane transport
Cellular component (GO): membrane
Molecular function (GO): carbohydrate:proton symporter activity
Source: RefSeq, a predicted model, not a curated record